Messenger RNA from Erpetoichthys calabaricus (reedfish), 2579 nucleotides. RefSeq names its product cholecystokinin receptor-like. Gene Ontology annotation, molecular function: neuropeptide receptor activity; gastrin receptor activity. NCBI's taxonomy places the organism in Eukaryota, Metazoa, Chordata, Cladistia, Polypteriformes, Polypteridae. The transcript has 5 exons. The coding region runs from base 413 to 1732 and encodes 439 amino acids. The record is from RefSeq and is a predicted model, not a curated record. Gene Ontology annotation, biological process: neuropeptide signaling pathway. Gene Ontology annotation, cellular component: membrane.
UCGGCACCUCAACAAGGCAUUCGGUUUGAAACGGACAAUCUUUUACAAUCGGAAAGAAGCAUCCUAUUUUAAAAGAAAGAAGCGUCCUAUUGUCCCAAGGCAUAAAGAUCUUGCCGGCUGAGGAACACACUGGAUGUUGCACAGCUCGUAAGAAAACAGAAUAACAGAACAGUAACACGGCUCAAGUGUAGUCCAGUCUCCGAACUUAAAAUAGUACAAUGUUAACAAGGACUUGAAUAACACACUUUUUUGUCAGGUAACAUAUCCUCUGCUGUCAUUAUUGUAGUCACUUCAAAGUAUAUUGGAUACUUUAAAACAAGUGUUUAGCACAGAAAGUGCAGGCGCACAAUUACUCAGUGCUCCUUCCUGUCCGUGAGUUUAGUAAAGUUCCUUGUCCCCACGUCUUUUGUGCAUGAUGGAAGUGACGACUUUGUCGGAGUGCAACAUGAUGCAAAGCAACUUUUCCUCUAACUAUACAUCCAAUAUCUCCUUCUCCCUGAACAACCUUACGUGUGGGAAUGGAUCUUGGCCUCGGGAAAUUGUUUCGCAACGCACGAAAGAUUUGGAGUAUUCUGUGAGAAUUCUGCUCUACUCUCUGAUUUUUCUGCUCAGUGUCUUUGGAAACACACUGAUAAUUAUCGUCUUGAUCCUGAACAAGCGUUUGCGAACUGUCACCAAUUCCUUCCUGCUCUCUCUGGCCGUGAGUGACUUGAUGGUGGCUCUUUUCUGUAUGCCAUUCACCCUUAUUCCCAAUUUACUUGGAGACUUCAUUUUUGGUGCAGCAAUGUGCAAAACUGUUGCCUAUUUUAUGGGUAUCUCUGUAAGUGUAUCCACAUUCAGUCUGGUGGCCAUAGCAAUUGAGCGAUAUAGUGCCAUUUGUAAUCCUCUGAAAUCGAGAGAAUGGCAGACACGAUCUCAUGCCUAUCGGGUCAUUGCUGCCACUUGGAUCCUAUCUCUCAUCAUCAUGAUCCCUUAUCCUGUUUUUAGCAUCUUACAAACAUUUGUCAAGUCAAAUUAUUCCAUUGGACACACUUGUCGCCUUACCUGGCCUCAUAAUCAGGUGGAGCAAGCCUGGUACCUCCUUUUGUUGUUUGUUCUAUUUUUCAUCCCUGGCAUUGUUAUGAUAAUUGCCUACGGGCUCAUUUCCAGAGAGCUGUACCGAGGAAUUCAAUUUGAACUGAGUCAGAAGAAAGAAGCUACAGCUCACAAAAAUGGUAUCAAUGGAUUGGGAAAUGUAUCUGUGACCUGUGAUGAAGGGGAUGGAUGCUACAUUCAGAUGACAAAGUGCCAGAAUUCAAUGGAAAUGUCCACUCUGACCCCAGGUGGAGGCACCAAGUUGGACAGAGCACGCAGUAACACCUCUGAGGCAAAGCUAAUGGCUAAAAAGCGUGUCAUCCGAAUGCUGAUUGUCAUUGUGGCAAUGUUUUUUGUCUGUUGGAUGCCUAUUUACAGUGUCAACACCUGGCGAGCCUUCGACCGUCACUCAGCCAACAUGGCCCUUUCAGGAGCACCCAUUUCCUUCAUUCAUUUGCUUUGCUAUACUUCUGCUUGUGUCAACCCCAUUAUCUACUGCUUCAUGAAUAAACGUUUUCGCAAAGCUUUUCUGGCCACAUUUGCCUGCUGCUGUAAGCCAUGUCGACGCUUUCGAGAGAUAGAAGAGGAUGCGGUUGCUACUGGAACUUCACUGUCCAAAUUUAGUUAUACCACUGUAAGCACACUGGGACCAUCAUGAACUUAAAAAUAAGAUAUUGCAGUUAGGCUCCAUCAUACUGCUGCAUGCUUUCAAACUAGGCAUCAUUAGCAUUAAAAUAAUGUUUAUUUUUCAAAUUUUGCAGUGCCUCAAUGUCAUCUUUAUACUGUGCAUUUGAUUCUGGCUUAAACUAAUCUCAACCUGCCUUGGAUGUCAGUUGUUUUCCAUUUUUAGAAUGUUAAUGAACCAAUGCACCAAAGCUAAUUGUUAUUACCUGCUUUAACAAGAAGAAAAAGAAUGUUUAUUUUUGUUCAUAAUAUGAGUGAUUUCAUUAUUUUACUGUCUAUUGGCUACAAAUGGUACUUAUUGCUUUGUUCAUAACAUUAACUGCCAUGAUUGGCAGACAGAGAAUGACUGGUCUAUCCCAGUUUAUUUUUGCAUUCUCACACCUCUAGGGUCUUGGCUUUGAAUCCUGGCCACGUUACUAUGUCUACUAUGUGUGGAGUUUUCUCUGUGUGCUCAGUUCACUGUGUUCACAAAGACAUGUACAUUAAAUUGACCUCACCUAUAAUUCUUUAUGGCUGUGUGUAUGUGUGUGCAACCUGUGAUGGACUAGUAUUCCAUCCCAGGUAAGUUUCUACCUUAUUCCAGAUUCUUUUGGGAUAGGACUCACCAUAGGCCUUUAAUGUAUUAUUUAGGGUGGAAAAUGAAUGAACAUAUAGACGAUUAAAUCUUGCAGUGUUACUCACAAGUCAUCAAUGACAGUGGUUCUCAACUUCAGUCCUGGAGGCUUCUUGUGACUGCAUUUGUCCUAACCCAUUUCUUCUCUUAACUGGACUACUCCCUUAAUUAAGCAGGCCCUUAUUUCCUUGCUUCUAUGUUUUUUGCA